Molecule: messenger RNA, 2097 nt
Organism: Stomoxys calcitrans (stable fly)
Lineage: Eukaryota; Metazoa; Arthropoda; Insecta; Diptera; Muscidae
Exons: 4
Coding region: 1-2097 (698 amino acids)
Molecular function (GO): catalytic activity
Source: RefSeq, a predicted model, not a curated record
AUGGAAUCGGCAGAAGUAACACAAAUUAAUAUUACAACAACAAAGAAUAAUAAAACCACAAUCAUACCAAUAUAUCGGCCACCUAAUAAGAAGGUUAAAACAUUUUUACAAGAAUUAGAAAAACUCUUAUAUGGAAUUAAUAGACAGAAUGAAUUAAUAAUUACGGGUGAUGUAAAUAUUGAUAUAAAGAAAAACAAUAAUACUACAAGCAACUACUUAAAUAUCCUAUCAUCCUAUGGCUUACAAUGUAUGAUAAACGAAGUUACCAGAGAAGACAAUAGCAAUCAAUCAAUGACAUGUAUUGACCUUUUAUUCGCAAGGUGGGAUAAACAAUUUGUUCAAGCUUAUGCAGCAAUAAUUAGAAUAGAUAUAUCGGAUCAUUUUGCAAUAUUUGGAAGCGUUAACGAAACAAAAUCGUUAUUGAAUCACACACAAGACAGACAGACAAACGAAACUUCUACGAUUAACAUCUCCAAAGUCAACCAACAAAUAAAUGACACAGACUGGGAACGAAUAAUCAUUUCAUCCAAUAAUACAAAUGAACUGUUUAACAAUAUCUACAAAACAUUCAAUGAUAUCUAUACAAAUUCAACAAGCCAACAAACAAAACAUAAAAAAAGAAAUCCACACCCUUGGCUCAAUGAGCAUAUAUUAAAAUGUUCUAAAAAUGAUUAUUAUUAUCGCCAAUUUUUAAUAAAUCGAAACAAUAUACGAGGUACUUGGCAAAUCAUCAAUAAAAUCACCGGUAAGAAGACGGAAAACUUAAAUGAUACAAUAAAAAGAAACUUUAAAGAUGAAUCACUAAAAGAUAUAACCGAAAACUUUGCCCUAAAAUUCAAUGAAAAUGUUCUAAAAAUAGUUCACUCAUGCUCAAUAACCACAUUAAAUGCAAACGCGGAAAAUAUAAUCAACAACUCACUUUAUAUAGAAUACGCGACUGAAGAAGAAAUUAAUAACAUACUGAAGACCUUGAAUAUAAGAAAAAGUGCAGGAAUAGAUAAUAUACGAGCAGUGGACUUAAAAAACCAUGCCAAUUUGUUAACACCAAUAAUAACAAAACUUAUUGAUGGAAGUAUUAGUGAAUCGUCCAUACCAAACAUAAUGAAACAAUCCAUUAUAAGACCAAUUUUUAAGAGCGGCGAAAAAACAGAUUACAAUAACUAUCGACCGAUAGCUAUUCUACCAGUCGUUGAAAAAGUAUUAGAGGAAAUCAUUGUAAGAAGACUAAACAGUUUUUUAAAGAAAUACAACAUCAUAAACAAACAGCAGUAUGGGUUCAAAAAAGGAAAAAAUAUAAACCAACUCCUGGGUUACUUCUUUAAUCACAUCAAUGAAUCACUGGACCAAAACAACAAUUGCUUAGCGUUAUUCAUCGACUUUAGCAAGGCCUUUGACAUAUUGCCUCAUGACAAAAUGGAUAGAAAUGCUCGAAAGGAGCGAACGUUUUGUGUUAAAAUAAGUAACACAAGCAGUAGUAUGUUGAAUGCUCCAUACGGUGUACCACAAGGUUCGAAACUUGGUCCAAUCCUGUACAUCAUCUACUCAAAUGAGAUGGUACGUCAACUUAAAAACAGCACCGCGUUCACAUACUCAGACGAUACAGCCAUUGUAGUAUGCAACAAGUCAUUGAAUACUGCAAUAAAAACGCUGCAAAACGAGCUGGAUAUAAUCACUAGAUGGUGUCACGAUAGCGGCUUAAUCAUAAACUCAUCUAAAACCAAAGUAAUGCACAUCAGACCAAAAAGUAUACCAAAAUCAAAUAUUCAUAUCAUAUAUCACGACACAGAAUGUCUACAUAAAAAUUGCAAUGCAGUUAGCUUACAUGACAAGUGCAAUGGCAAAUGCAGUACAGAACUCGAGCUAGUGGAAACCUAUAAAUACCUUGGAGUUCAUUUGGACGACGGUUUUAAAUGGAAAGUACAUAUACAGCAUCUGCAAAAGAAACUACGACAAUCAGCCUACGCACUAUAUCAUCUCGAGUUGCAUUUUUCAACACGACGGUCCUCAACUACAAUAUUUUGGCCUUUAGGUUUGCCGCUAGGUCGUUUGAAAUCAAUUAGUGGGCAAGAAAAAAAGUUUAAAAUUGCAAUAACGUAG